Molecule: messenger RNA, 1256 nt
Organism: Athalia rosae (coleseed sawfly)
Lineage: Eukaryota; Metazoa; Arthropoda; Insecta; Hymenoptera; Athaliidae
Gene: borr
Product: borealin
Exons: 1
Coding region: 243-1106 (287 amino acids)
Biological process (GO): mitotic sister chromatid segregation
Cellular component (GO): spindle midzone; chromosome passenger complex; chromosome, centromeric region
Source: RefSeq, a predicted model, not a curated record
AUUUCAAAAUUAAAUGUACGUUAUGAGAUGUUGUCAGUCCGCUUUUUGAGAAAGUUGAUCUCAAGAGAAAGAAUUUAAGAGUCGGUUCGCAUGGUACAUCUGUAAUCGGAAGGUACGAGUAAAAUCCGACUUUACACUAAUUUGGACUUUUAAUCUGAGAAGGAAAUGUUGUAAGUGGCUGCAUUAACAGACGUGGUAUAAACAAGAAACCUACCAAUAAAAAAAGUUCACCUAAGAUAAAUAUGCCGCGUACGAAGCAGACCCGAAAGAAGUCGGUUGACGGAGCCGAGGACGGAGGAUUAUUGCUAAAAGAUUUCGAAAAGCAAGUUAAUCUACGCCUGGGAAAAAUGCAGUCGAAUUUUGAGACACAAAUACAAAGGGUGGACGCACGAUACCAAAUAGCGCUUUCUCGGUAUCCACAAUCAAUAAUCGAGCUUACACUGAGAGAAAUUCUUCAGUUGGAUGCUGAACUAGCCGAAAAUGUGUGUGAAGUGAGUUCUUCUGUAAAUGAUGACACAGUUUCCCCUCAACCAAAGACUGUAAAAGCAAAAAAAUAUUCCAAGCGCACUACUGCAACUUCCGAUGAUGGAUAUAUGACUGAAGGAGGAACUACUACAAGUACUACUAACCAGAACUCGUUGGCUGUCCCAACUACAACACGAAAAAUACGCACACGGAGUUCAUCUGCAGACCGGCGGGUGAAGCUGAGCGAAAUACAACAAGUGCCAAAAACCGUCAAGAAAGUGGAACGACUGACUGCUACAGCUGUGAAAAAUAAAUUUAAAACUCCAGCCAUGUCAAAGACCCGGUUGAAUGAGUAUGCACUUGUUACCCCAAAAGUUAAGCCUAAUACUCCACUUAGCGUUAUGAGACGACCUCGUCAAGGAGAAAUGGCUCUGAGUAUGCAAGGUAGCCCAUUGCUAGUCACUUCCGUGGUGAACGAAAAUGUGGCCAAUGUUAAUGUUCCUCUUGAUAAUGGACGAGUACUUUCAUUGCUACCAAAUGAUGGAUUGCGCUUAUCAUACUUACCAGAAUUUGAUGACGAGACACGACGCCAAUUGCUAACUCUCAAACAGCACCUUGAUAAAGUAAUUGGAUCUUCGUAGGAUUAGAUAUUAUAUAAUUUGGUAUUACUUAUUGUUGCCACUAUACCGAUUAUUGGUGAACAUGUUUUCUACGUAUGUAGCAUUAUUCCUAUCUUUAUAUAUCGUAAGGUCCAACUCACGUUUGUAAUUAAAAUGGCACAAACCAAUUUA